This is a messenger RNA of Xenopus laevis (African clawed frog), 2140 nucleotides long. It is a transcript of the gene nmnat1.L, whose product is annotated as nicotinamide nucleotide adenylyltransferase 1 L homeolog. The transcript is spliced from 6 exons. Gene Ontology annotation, molecular function: nicotinate-nucleotide adenylyltransferase activity; nucleotidyltransferase activity; nicotinamide-nucleotide adenylyltransferase activity. The record is from RefSeq and is a predicted model, not a curated record. NCBI's taxonomy places the organism in Eukaryota, Metazoa, Chordata, Amphibia, Anura, Pipidae. Gene Ontology annotation, biological process: purine nucleotide metabolic process; NAD+ biosynthetic process; nucleotide biosynthetic process. The coding region runs from base 226 to 1185 and encodes 319 amino acids. Gene Ontology annotation, cellular component: nucleus.
GAGUUCCUUAUGAACGAGGCACUCGGGAAAAGUACUUGUUAAAAUAUGGCACUCAGUAGAAGCGUGUCACUGAUAUUAAUUGUACUGAUUUAAGAUGUAACUGGUAGUGGCUUAAAAUGGGAAGUAUCUCGUCCAACCAUCUUGUAGUUUGCCCAAAGAUGAAAACAUCUGAAUUUAUUAAGGUGAAAAGAAACUGAAAGAAGGACAUUUUAUUCUGGUCCGUCAAUGAGGAAAAUUAAGCAGUGGGGAUUCUGUUUAAACGUCUGGAAGUUCUGCAGGUGCACCAUCUCCUUGUCAUCCAGAUCGCAUCUGGCCAGUUCAGACGCCAUUUAUCAGCCUCUACAAAAUAUGGAAAAAUCAGAUGACAGGACAGAGGUUGUGUUACUGGCCACUGGCUCUUUUAACCCAAUCACAGUUAUGCAUCUCAGGCUGUUUGAACUUGCAAGAGACUAUCUGCAUGACACAGGUAAAUACAAAGUAAUAAAAGGCAUCAUUUCUCCUGUUUGUGAUGGGUACAAGAAGAAAGGCUUAAUCGAGGCCUCUCACCGUCUAGCCAUGGCAAACCUGGCUACCAAGACUUCAGACUGGUUGGAGGUGGAUUCAUGGGAAUGCUCGCAGAAACAAUGGACAGAAACUGUAUUAGUGCUCAGGCAUCACCAGCAAAAACUUACAAAUGCAAAUAUUGUGGACACAUGGGAGAAAGAUGCACACAAGAAGGGACACAAGCGGAAAAGAGAGAAUAGCCACCAAGAUAAGCCUAACAGUUAUCUACAAGAAAACAAAGCUGUGCCCCAGGUAAAGCUUCUCUGUGGAGCAGACAUGCUUGAGUCACUUGGCAAACCCAACCUUUGGAAAAAUGAAGAUGUGAUUGAGAUUCUGUCUUCCUUUGGGAUCAUUUGCAUCACCAGGCUUGGAAGCAAUGCUAGUAAUUUCAUUUAUGAGUCUGAUAUUCUCUGGAAGUAUAAGCAUAUGAUUCAUCUAGUGGAAGAGUGGAUCACCAAUGACAUUUCCUCUACAAAGAUUCGCAGAGCCUUGAGAAGGGGAAUGAGUAUCCGCUAUCUAGUGCCUGACAGUGUGGUGGAGUACAUUCAAAAUCAUGAAUUAUAUAGUGAGGAAAGUGAGGAAAAGAAUUCGGGGGUAAUCCUAGAACCUCUUGCAAGAAAUACCAAGGACUCUCAGCUUUGAUCAUUUCUCUAUCACAUAUAGGAGUUUUGUUAUUCAUAACAUAUUUUCACCAGUUUCUACAUGAAAAAUCACAGCUCAUUAUCAGAGUGGUACCCAUCAUUACAGAUCAGUAAAAACAUAUCUGGGCAUGUCUGGCCAUGUUUUGUUUGGUGAAGUACCAAAAUGAGCAGAUCUUUGUCUGGUUUGGCUACCCAUGCACUGGUCUAGAUCAGGCUGAUCAAUGCAUUAGUUUUGCCUGUAAACCAUACGUGUAUGGCCAGCCAUGACCUGAUAUUCUUUAUUAACAGUAAUCAGUCUCAGACGGGAGGAGCAAGAGCCUACCAACUAAAGACCUUAUAGGUUUCUUCUUCUUUCUUCUUGCUGUUUAAGGGUAACAUAUUAAUAGCAAGCAAGACACGGGGGCUCAUUUAUAAACACUGGUCAAAUUGGCUCCUGGGCCGUAACCCAUAACAACCAAUCAGAUGAUUGCUUUCAGUGUUCACCAUGCAGCUGACUGAAAAAAAACAGUAACUGAGUUACAGCCCAGGUGCAAAUUUGCCCAGUGUUUAUAAAUGAGCUCUGUUUUUAAAGCAAUUUGCCCCCUAGAUGCCAGAGACACAUUCAGGAUUCUGUGUGGACAGCUGUGCUCACCUUUGGAUUCUGUUUGCUUUGUUAUUGCUAUUAAAAGCUAAAAACAAACUCUUUCCUUUCUCAUUGCUGGAAAGAAAGAAGUAAUGCUCUGUGCUCCAAAAAGUUCCCACUCAGAGCCAGUUUGACACUGUAUGUAAUGAUGGUUACCACUCUGUAAAAAAUCUAUAGAUUUACAAAUCUGUAAUGGUUUCUUUCAAUCCAUGUAUUACUUUAAUAUUUCGCUAAACCAGUUAAGGGACCCUUUAAAAUUCUCCAGUAAAUACUCCAAGAAAUAUUCCAAAAGCAAAUACAGAUGAAUAGAGUUGUGUAGCUUUUGAGAAUUUGA